UUGUUUUUAAAAGCCAUGUCCCUCAUUCCAAUUAUUGAUCAAUAAUCCAAUAGUACUGAUCACUCUUUUGAAAAUCUGUCUGAUUAAAAUUCUGAAGAAUCCUUCGAGAUUGUACAAAGAAAAAUAAGAAACAAAAAAUGCUAUUAGGAGGAGGAACCUCUAAAAAAGAAGAAGGAUCUCUGUCGAAAUUUCUAAAUUAGUGGUAAUUGCAAAUACGGAGAUCAAGUAAUUUUGUUUAAAUCUUAAUUAGUGUUUUUUUAUUCAUACACCCGCAAAAACUGAAAACAACAUUCAUGCAUUAGCAUAUACUAAGACUAAGCCUUGUAAACGCUAUUUUAGUGGUUUUUGCUGUUAUGGACCUAAAUGUUAAUUUUUACAUAAUCAAUGUAUUGAUCUUGUAGAAUAGAGGGAAUUUGUAGAAAAAUAAUUUAAAGAAUUAAAAUUGAUGGUUCCUUUGCACCCAAGUAUGUUAAAAUUAUUAAUUUCUAGAAAAACUAGAUUAAUCUAUAAGGUUUGAUUUAUAAAGAUUUCAUCAUCUUUAUAAAAUUUUUGGAAGGAAACUAAACUUCAAAAGAGAUGAUUUGAUUGUCAACAGUUGUAAAAGGUACUCUUUUUGUAUCAUAUAAUUAGCCGAUUAAAAAUAUUUAUCACUAUAUGUAGAAAAUAGGAUCGAUUUGAAUAAUUGUUAAUGUCUAAUAGCACAAGUAGAAAAGAAAGUGAAUAAUCCUGA
Messenger RNA from Paramecium sonneborni, 730 nucleotides. NCBI's taxonomy places the organism in Eukaryota, Ciliophora, Oligohymenophorea, Peniculida, Parameciidae. The record is from the annotation of a GenBank genome assembly.